Molecule: messenger RNA, 507 nt
Organism: Diversispora eburnea
Lineage: Eukaryota; Fungi; Glomeromycota; Glomeromycetes; Diversisporales; Diversisporaceae
Source: the annotation of a GenBank genome assembly
AUGUCUUUUGGUCUCAAUAACACAUUUCCACGUUUAAUUCGUCCCACUAUACAUUCUUUUCGCUGGACACCAAACAUUAAGAGUCGCGUUGGUCAUGCCAGUGGAUUUCAUGCUACUAAACAUCUAGCGGAUGGUUCUACAUUUAUCAAAGGAAGCGUAAAUGAUGCUGUUACACUUCCUCCAAGAGAUAAAGUUUUAGGAUCAUAUCAUUGGGAUUUUGAACGACUUUUAUCAGUAUCAUUAAUUCCUUUAACUAUUGCUUCAGUUGUAAAAGGUGCACAUCCAAUCACCGAUCUUUUCUUUGGUAUUAUUAUUCCAAUUCAUUGUCACAUUGGAUUUGACGCAGUGAUCACUGAUUAUUUACCAGCCCGCAGAAUGCCAGUAAUAAAUAAGAUUUCAACUUGGGGUUUAAGAUUAGCUACAUUAACAGUCCUUUAUGGUUGUUAUGAGUUUAAUACUAAUGACGUAGGUUUGGUUGAACUUGUUAAAAAAACGUGGCAUGCAUAA